Dermacentor albipictus is the source of this 1407-nucleotide messenger RNA. Its product is annotated as solute carrier family 22 member 7-like. Gene Ontology annotation, biological process: transmembrane transport. Gene Ontology annotation, cellular component: membrane. The record is from RefSeq and is a predicted model, not a curated record. Gene Ontology annotation, molecular function: transmembrane transporter activity. Lineage: Eukaryota; Metazoa; Arthropoda; Arachnida; Ixodida; Ixodidae.
AUGACCGGGGGAGAAGACCAGGACGAGCGUAGCAUAGUACCCUGCAAUCGGUGGGACUACGACACCGAGAAAGACGGCGAAAGCAUCGUCAGCAUGUGGAACUUGGUGUGCACUCGCGACUGGCUCUACUCCGUUUCGCAAUCCGCGUUUGGACUGGCCCCCAUGCUAUUAGUUCCCAUCGCUGGAAUCGCAGCAGACCGCGUGGGUCGCAGACCAGUCUUGUCGAUGUGCGCCAUCUCCACAUUGCUCAGCAGCCUGGUGGCCGCGGCGUCCCCCUCCGCGGGAAUGUUCAUCCUGUCGCGCAUUGUCACUGCUGCCACGGCAAGCGCAACCAUGCUGAUGGCUGCAAUUGUGCUCUACGAAGUUACCGGAAGUCAGCACCGGGCUCCCUAUACCCUAAUAGCCACCGGCGGGGGCGUACUUGUUACGCCUCCGCUGGUGCAGCUUCUUUCGACGCUCAAGCCAAGGUGGGUGCUCUCACAAGCCCUGCUCGUCACGGUCUCGGCGAUAAUGGUCUCUUGGUGCUAUUACCUUGAUGAGUCCCCCGUUUGGCAGAUUGCCGCGUGGAGGCUACGGGCAGCUGAACUCACCGUACUCCGAGCAGCGCGGGUGAACAGGAUAGAAGCUCGCAAGGCCACAGCAACAUUUCAGGCAUUGAAACAGCAGCUCCUGAAGCGAGACGCCAACACCACGUCGGUGACUGCUGGUAUCACGAGCACAGCCCGUUCGGCUUCCCUUCGGCGGCGCGCAUUUUCUGCACUCGUGACGUGGUUUAGCGUGAGCUUUGCAGUUUAUGCCUCAAGCUUGGGUAGCCCGCUUGAAGAACUGUGGGCUCUCGCAUCUUUUCUAUGCAAUGGGCUCAUUCUCAUCAUAGUCAUCUAUGGCAUGAAGCAACGAGGCCACCGCGUGACUCUGUCAGGCCUACUCGCUUUCCUCGGCGGCUCAAGCGUGCUGCAGAUGGUUCUUUCGCAUUGGCCCUGGGCCGCCGCACUUCCUCUGCCGAGAAUAAUGAUGUCGGGCGCGUCGAUGAUUGCCAUGUGUCUGAACUACGCCUACACCGCGGAGGUGUACCCUACGACGAUGCGGUGCGUGGGACUUUGCCUAUCGUACUCCUUCGGCCGGCUUGGCGUGCUUCUGGCUACACGGCUCGUAGCAUCCUUGCACAAAGAACAGCUCUUGGUCGUUGGGGCCAUCACGACAGCGUUGGCAUUUGCGAGCGCAGUAGCGGUCCAGUGUCUUCCCGAAGUAUAUGUCGAGAAGAAGCCCGCCGAAGUCCACCCAGUUCUGAGCGAAGAGCAGCGUAAGGAAGCACUUAAAACAUCUUUGACAUCCACUACGGAGUCGCAGACGUCCCUCAAGCCACACAAACCGGGCAAGCGUCAUAGCCGACGCAAGAGGAUUUAUUAA